AUGUUGACUCGGAAGAAGCUUUCGGAAAAUGCGGAUCCCGUUGUGGGUCAAACGAUCGGCCUGAAAAAAGGGGUAAUUGAAGGCCCAGUUCAGGACAAGCUGAAGAAGCCUGCCCUAGGUCAGACAAGAAGGGCUGCCUUUGGAGAUAUUACAAAUGCAACAAAUGAUAAAGCUCUGCAGGGAGACAAGAAGAAAAUUGUUGGGCCCUUAAAGCCGAGUGCUAAAAUCAAUUUAAGUAUAAUUCCUACGAGAGUCAGUAAGCCUGCGGUGAAGAAAACGACAGAGGUGAAGAAAAGAGCUACCUCUCAGAUCAGUUUGGUUCAAAAAGCUGCCAAAUCAAACUUGUCCUCAUCAAAUAAUUUGAAUCAAACGUCCUCCCAGAAAUCGUCACUGCCUGUCAAGGAACAAGCCGUUAAAAAAUUACCAGUAAAAGAGCCUCUUGACAGGGUUGAGGAGGACUUCUCUUUUGUCAUUGUUGAGGACAAUGACUCCAAAGCUGAAGAAAGUAUUGAGUGCCAGGAGGUUGAUCAGAGUCUGUUGGCAGUUGAUUUGGAGAACUAUACAGAUGUCUUCAAUGUUGGCAUCUAUGCUCAGCACAUAUUUGACUACUAUAAGGGCAGAGAGAAAAUGUUCAGUAUACCAGCCUAUCUGAAUGGAGAAGCUGGCAGAGUGACCCCACAAAUGCGAGCCAUCUUGGUUGACUGGAUGGUGGAGGUGCAGGAGAAUUUUGAGCUCAACCAUGAAACCCUCUACCUGGCAGUCAAGUUGACGGACAUGUUCAUGUCCCGGGCCAAUGUGGAUAAAGAAGUAUUGCAGUUGGUUGGUGCGGUUGCUGUCUUCAUUGCCGCAAAGUUUGAUGAAAGAUGCCCACCAUUGAUUGAUGACUUCAUUUACAUCUGUGACAAUGCCUUUGACCGCGAUCAGUUCAUCACAAUGGAGAUGGAAAUGUUGAGAACAGUUGAUUUUGACUUGGGGAUCCCUAUAUCUUACACAUUCCUGCGCAGAUAUGCAAAGGUGGCUCGCAUGUCAAUGGUCACCUUGACCUUGGCUCGUUUUAUCCUGGAGAUGGCGCUUAUGGAGAAUGAACUGGUGUCAGCGCGAGAUUCCAAGAUGGCAGCUGCGGCACUGUACAUCUCGCAGAAGAUGAAGAAUGAAGGCGCUUGGGAAGGUGAUGUUGUAAAGUCUAGUGGGUACAUGUUGGAUGAUUUCAAGGACCUUGUCGUAGCGCUGAACAAGAUGCUUCAUGCCCGCCCCAUACCUCAGUUGUCAACUAUCCGUAGCAAGUAUGCCCAUCUAAUUUUUCACGAGGUGGCCAAAAUUGCACCCCUGCCCACAGAAGAGCUCUUGCGUCAAGGAGUAUAG
Messenger RNA from Candidula unifasciata, 1362 nucleotides. The record is from the annotation of a GenBank genome assembly. NCBI's taxonomy places the organism in Eukaryota, Metazoa, Mollusca, Gastropoda, Stylommatophora, Geomitridae.